Molecule: messenger RNA, 1928 nt
Organism: Homarus americanus (American lobster)
Lineage: Eukaryota; Metazoa; Arthropoda; Malacostraca; Decapoda; Nephropidae
Product: armadillo repeat-containing protein 6-like
Exons: 9
Coding region: 146-1552 (468 amino acids)
Biological process (GO): hematopoietic progenitor cell differentiation
Molecular function (GO): protein binding
Source: RefSeq, a predicted model, not a curated record
AAAAGUUCAUGGUGUAGACUUGGCAAGGUAUCGGAGUGUGUGGACUGGCUGCCUCACUUGACUGGCCACCCACAGGGAGUGUUCAACUGUCACCUGUCACAGUCAACGGUGAAAGCCAUUGUCUCCGUGUAGCUUUAUAGGCAAGAUGGCGAAGGUCGUAUAUCAAGAAACCUUUGACAGUGUUGUAUUAGAGAAUGUAACAGAGUUUGACUCACCCCUUGAUGAAGCCAUAGAUGAAGCCAUAAAAGAGUUCGAAGCUCAGGGUGUGCAUCUUGGAAUCAUUGUAAAGAACAUGAGACUUAGUGAAGACAAGAAGACUAUCGUACAUGAUAUUCUCAUCGCUCUAGAGAAACUCCGUAAUGCAGCAGAUGGUUCUCCUGUGCUUGAAGACAUACAGGGGCCCCUAACCACUUUCUCUGCCCAGUGUAAAGUUUCCAUUGCUCAUCGUGUCAUGGCAAAUAACCACGGUGCUUAUGCAGUCCUCCUUAAACUUUUGAAAAAAGUUCAGAGAGACCCUGCUCUGCUGGGGCCAUCAUUGAAGGCCAUGGUGGCAAUGACAGAAUUGAAUCCAGAUAUUUUGACUGGAGAGGGAAUUCAGUUUUUGAUGGAGCUUAUUGAAGACUCAAAAUAUAGUGAUAAUCCUACAAUUCCAGAAUAUGUGGCUCGCUGGUCCACUGAAUGUUGUUUGAAGCAUGAAGUUAACAGACAGAAUCUUGUAGCAGCAGGAGCUCUCGGUUCUUUGGUAGCAUUAUUACAAGCUCAAAAGUCUAAUUCCCGAGUAGUGAAGGCAACAAGCAAGGCUCUCAGAGCAUACACACUUGAUGAUGACAUUAGACAAGCAUUUGGUAAGGCCCACGAACAUGCAAGACUGCUGGCUGAGGAACAUGGGCUCAUUGCAAUUAGUCUAGACAUGAUUAAGGACUGGCUUCAGGAUAGUGACACAGCAAGUGAGUUACUUUCCACUGUCGGUAAACUGUGUGUGCGAGCUGAGUAUUGUCAAGAAAUUGUGGAUCACGGAGCGCUGCAUGUCAUCAACAAUGUCUUCGUUUCAUUUCCUGAUCAUCCUGCUAUAAAUAAACAGGCAAUGUCACUCUUGAAGGCAAUGGUGGGCAAUGACAAGGUGAAGACCGAGGCAAUGAAGUCUGGUGUCAGCCAGCUGAUCAUUGCUGCCAUUAUAAAACAUCAGGCUGUAGUAGGUGUCUGCGAAGAGGGAUUUGGUGCUCUCUCCAUGUUGGCUUUGAGGGUCCCUGCUCAUGCUAAACAGAUCAUCCAGGCUGGAGGUGGACAGGCCAUCAUACAAGCCAUGAAAAUUCAUUACAAUAACAUGCAACUGCAGAAACUGGGUUGCAUGGCUAUACGAAACAUUGGGUGCCGUGUACCAGAGAAUCGACAGCUCUUUAUUGAAUAUGGGGUGGAGGAAGUGAUCAACUCAGCUCUUCAGAAUCAUGGAGAGCCAAUAAAGGAUGUGGCUAAGGCAGCACUUAGGGACCUGGACCUUAAAGUAGACUUUGUGGAGCAAUGGAGGGGUACUGGACAUGAAAUCUGCCGAUAAACACUCACUAGCUGAUGGUAGCCGCAGGAAUCUCUUGCACAUUACAGUACAUACUUGACAAUUGUCACUAUUUUUUUUCUUUGGUUUUUCUUUUUUCCGGUGAAGGAGGAUUUCUUGAAAUUAUUUUCUAAUGACUCUCUCACAGACUGAAAGACCAGGGGGUCCUUGUUUACUCUGCACACUCACCUUACCUUUGCUCACUGCUGUGUGCCAGAACAGAUUAUAGUUGUUCAUUCCACAAGACCUCACGUCUAAUCUGUUGCAAUAUAAACUAGAAAAAGAUUAUGUAUAAUACAUAUAUCAUCUAAAAUACUGUAGUCUGUCUAUAAUAAGAUUGAGUAAAAACUGUGUGAAUAAAAAUAUAUCUAUCAAUAAA